Sardina pilchardus (European sardine) is the source of this 1351-nucleotide messenger RNA. RefSeq names its product cornifelin homolog B-like. Lineage: Eukaryota; Metazoa; Chordata; Actinopteri; Clupeiformes; Clupeidae. The record is from RefSeq and is a predicted model, not a curated record. The transcript is spliced from 4 exons. The coding region runs from base 197 to 535 and encodes 112 amino acids.
GGAGGUUUCAGAAUCCGUCCUUUCAUACUAUCUAACCACACGCUAAGACGCCCCCUAAAACGUUCAAAACCAGGACAUAGGUGUUAAUAUUCGCAUCAUUGCCGUCGCAUCAACUGCAGUUGAUAGGCUACCCUGCACCAUUGGAAACAAGAAAUCAGCACUUCUAAAGGGAAUUCACAAGGGAUAAAACUGAGCCAUGGCUGUGCAACAUCAGGUAACCUCGGUGACAACCACUUACAGUUCUGGAGCCUGGAGCACUGGUCUUGGUGACUGCUGUUCAGACAUGGGGACCUGCUGCUGUGCCAUGUUCUGCUUCCCCUGCAUGCAGUGCCAGACGGCCUCUCAACACGGCUGGUGCUUCUGCAUGCCCCUGCUGGACGGGCUCUCCUGCGGAGCCGUCACCAUCUGCUUGCGCAAGUCCAUCCGUGAGAAACACGGCAUCGAGGGUUCGUUGGGUAACGACAUCCUCAUAUCCUGCUGCUGUUACCCUUGCACCUGGUGCCAGAUGUCCAGGGAGCUGAAGAACCGCUCCUAAACCACCACCACAGUUACCCGCUGUAGAAAGACACAGAGAUCGAUCGUAGAAGAGGGCAUAGAUACAGUACACAAGCCGUUAGAGACCUAAAGUACUCACUCACUCUCUCUCUUUCUCUGUCACACACACACACACACACACACACACACACACACACACACAAUCCACGUGAGGGAGGACUUCAAAACCAAAGUUAAAGAUAUGUUAACCAGUUGUAUUUCUCCAGUUCUCCAGACUGUGGGUAGAAAUGUGAUACCUUCGACCCAGUCUGGCCCACAAACCGAAUUAGCCAUUAGAGGUAGCCUGGCUAGCGCCUACCACGUUAUAAGAAUCCUCUUCUUCUAAAAUAUCCUCAUUAUAGCCUGAAAUUUGACAGCAGCAAAUUCAGGCUGGAGAUAUGCCUGGUUAAGAUGUGCUCGGGCCAAUCAAAUCGUUUAUGCUUCAUGUGAUGAGGAACAGAUGAAGCCGUCACCCACAUCAGCUUAGCUGAGUUGAGUCUGGCCAUGCUCUCCUUAUUAGGUAACUAUCUUACAUUAUCGCAUAGUAGAGUCAUAAUCAAGUUAUCAGUAAUGCUUUGAGAAAUACAACAGGAAGACUACACCUCUUAUGGCCUUAACAUUGCCACACACAAGACCUUACACACAGACCACACAGUGCUGGCAUCUAGUAUACAAUAAAAGUAUAUAAAAGAAAGUACACUUGAAUAACUCUGCAUGAAAUGUCUACUUACUUUCAUACUCUUUCAUACUAUGUUUUCAAAGUACAAUGUAUGUUUUCAUAGUACAAUGUAUACAAUAAACGAAACACGAUGUUGCA